UUUGACGAGUUCUCGCGAGAUGUCGUCUACGUGGAAUGAAAACGAAGCUCCGGUUACGAUAUUAUUUUUCUCCAGUUUGGGACACAGAAAUAUGGCAAAUUUCGCACGCUAGACAGCACUGAACUGAACAUUCCAGUACAAGAACUUUUGGAGACGUCGGAAUCGUGGAUUUCUUCGAAGCCAACAUGAUGGACUACGAGCUGGAAGAGGAUAAAUUGGGGAUGCAGGCCAUCCCGGGGAGUGUAACCCUUGAAAAGGACAGCCAGAAUCUUAUUGGGAUCAGUAUAGGGGGCGGGGCUCCGCUCUGCCCCUGUCUGUACAUCGUGCAGGUGUUCGAUAACACGCCCGCCGCCAAGGAAGCCACGCUGGAGUCUGGAGACGAGAUCGUUGGCGUGGGCGGGAAGUCAGUCAAGGGGAAGACAAAAGUGGAGGUGGCCAGACAGAUCCAGGCUGUGAAGGGUGAAGUGACAAUCAACUACAACAAACUGAAGGCAGAUCCCAAACAAGGAAAGACAUUGGACAUAGUGUUGAAGAAAAUCAAGCACAAGUUUGUGGAGAACAUGAGUUCCAGUACCGCAGAUGCCCUGGGGUUGAGCAGAGCCAUCCUCUGUAAUGAUGGCCUAGUAAAGAAACUGCAGGACCUGGAGAGAACAGCAGGCAUGUACCAUGGUCUGGCUGAGCACACCAAGAAGAUGAUGAGAGCCUGCUAUGAGCUGUCACAAACACAUAAAGAGUUUGGUGAUGUGUUUUGUGAUGUGGGGAUGCGAGAACAAGUGGCCGGUGCUAACGAGGCUUUCCUGGCCUUUGGGGAGGCCCAGAGAAACAUGGAGAAAUAUGGCAUCCGAUACCUGAAGACUAUCAAACCAAUGUUGAGUGACCUGAACACCUAUCUUAACAAGGCAGUCCCUGAUACCAAGCUGACUAUCAAGAAGUACCUGGAUGCCAAGUUCGAGUAUCUGUCCUUCUGUCUGAAAGUGAAGGAGAUGGAUGAUGAAGAGUACAGCUAUGCUGCAUUACAAGAACCCCUGUACAGAGUGGAGACGGGUAACUAUGAGUAUAGGUUGGUUCUGCGAUGUCGUCAGGAGGCCAGGGCCAAGUUUGCCAAGUUACGUGCUGAUGUUUUGGAAAAGAUCGAACUACUGGACCAGAAACAUGUACAAGACAUAGUGUUCCAGCUACAGCGGCUGGUGUCGGCCAUGGCCAAAUAUCACAACGACUGUCACGCCAUCAUGAAGGAGACAGACGUGUUCCCCAUCGAGGUGGACCUAUCACAGACCACCUUCAACUACUCCAAACGGGACGACUUCACGGACCCAGAUGAAGAUGAAGAUGAGGGUGAAGAAGAGGAUGUAGGGUCGGGUGGGGACGAAUGACAUUGUUGUUUGGUAGAAACAUAUGACUUGUAUGAAUGGCCAUAGAUAUUACAUGUUACAUAAUAGGGUUGUAUAUACCUGUACCCAGUACUGGUACACCGGUACAAUACCACGAAAAUCCUUUAGGGGUACAUGUACAGGUCCAAAAUACCAGAACAUUUAAAUUGAUGUACUGGUCCAGACCUGUACCUAAACCUCUGUACCAGUACCUGAAGUCUACUAAGUAGGUAUACACCCAUUAUAGGAUAUACACAGAUGUAUCUGUUCAGUAAUAUAUAAAGAUUUCGACCAAACUUACAAAUUCCCAACUUUAUGCUCACCUCACGGUCUUGGAGCUCCUGCUGUUGUUAUAUCCAAGAUGGUUGAAAGUAGGUUUUAUCUUUGUGGCAAACGUACAUUGUAUGCCAUUUCCUGGUUUGUUAGCUAUUGAGUAGUAGGCUAUCAUUCAGUAUCAUGACUAUAGAUUACUGCAGUCAGAUUUUCCUCAUGUUUACCUUUCUUUGAUGUUAUGUGAGAUAGGACCACUUUAUGUAAAAUGUAUGAUAGAUAUAAGAAGGUGCUACACAAUAUGUUGUAGGUACAAGGCUAUGUAGCUACUGUCUUUUGUAACUUAUUUAUGUAUAAGAUAAUGAUGUGUAGCAUUGUUUUUCAUGGCUGCAGGUACUUUGUAUAUUUCGUUUAUUCAGCUCAGAUGUGUGAAAGCCUUUGUUAUACAUGUUGUAAUUUGGUUUUUGAAUAUUGUUGUACAUGGAAUAUUAAAUAUUUACCUGUGUGGACCUAUAA
Molecule: messenger RNA, 2156 nt
Organism: Branchiostoma floridae (Florida lancelet)
Lineage: Eukaryota; Metazoa; Chordata; Leptocardii; Amphioxiformes; Branchiostomatidae
Product: PRKCA-binding protein-like
Exons: 13
Coding region: 186-1373 (395 amino acids)
Biological process (GO): regulation of Arp2/3 complex-mediated actin nucleation; receptor clustering; dendritic spine maintenance
Cellular component (GO): postsynaptic early endosome; synaptic vesicle; postsynaptic density
Molecular function (GO): protein kinase C binding; phospholipid binding; protein domain specific binding
Source: RefSeq, a predicted model, not a curated record